CAUCAUAUCUCCUUUGCUGUGGUUCAUCGUCAUCGGCAGGAAUAAGGUUUCCUCAGACUAUUUGUGAGUCACAGUCAGAUAUUUAUCAGAGUACUUUCCUUGCUCUACCUGUGAUCUUACAGUAUCUCCACAGAUUUAGAAGCACAAGGAAUCUACAGGAUUAACAAGGGUCCUCUAAAGUCCAGGUACUAAGACAAUGGAAGAUCACGAUGUUAAGACAGCCAAUGGCUCCCAUUCCGAAGAGAGUUUUCAACAAGAUUCUGCAAAUUCCAGUAUUGAUGAAACUCCAGAGAUCCUAAGUAGCCCAGGACCAGACCAAGGAGGCGUGAAAACCACAGUGCUGAAGAAUAGUCCUGGGGCUGGAAUCAAAUUCAAUCGUCUGAAUCUUUAUGGUGGAUCUGAUGCGAAAGCUCCUGGAAGCCCUGGUCAUGAUAGUUUAGAAAAUCGCAAGUCUGCUCGCGUAAGUGUAGGGGCAAAUAUAGAGUCGGAUGAUGUCCUUUGCGAUACAUGCAUUGAAGACAAAAAGAAAGCUGUUAAGUCCUGUCUAGUCUGCCAGAUUUCCUUCUGUGAAGCCCACCUUAAACCCCAUUUGGAAGGAGCUGCUUUUCGGGACCACAAACUGCUGGAUCCCAUUAGGGACUUUGAAGCCAGAAAAUGCCCACUUCACAGCAAGACAAUGGAGCUGUUUUGUCAAUCAGACCAAACCUGCAUCUGCUACCUGUGUAUGUUCCAAGAACACAAGAACCACAAUACUGUGACGGUGGAGGCUGAGAAAUAUGUAAAAGAGGCAGAAUUGUCUGAAAUCCAGGACCAGCUUCACCUCCAGUUACUUGAUGUAGAUGAUGAGGUGGAGAGAUGGCACAAGGAGAAGGAUCGGAUUAGGAAUUUUACAGCCAACCAAAAGUCUGCUGUUGACCAUAGCUUCAAGGAUCUCAUCCGGGAGCUUCAGAAACAGCAGGAGGAAGUGAAGGCAUGUCUAGAGCAAAAGGAGAGAGCUGCUGUUGACCAAAUCGAGCAAAUUAUAGGCGACUUACAAGUAAAAAGAGACCAACUUCAAGACAAGCAGCACGAUGGAGAUAAGCUGUUACAUACCACAGAUGCUGUACUUUUCUUGCAAGAGUUCCAAAUGUGUAUUAGAAACGCCCCUCCAAUCCCCCCACUGCCUACUUAUACUGUGACACUGGAGGCAGAAAAGCUGACCCAAGCAAUGGGUGUCUUAAGAGAAGAGCUGCUUACAGCUGGCAAGAAGAACUUGGACAAAUACUUUAAAAUGGAAGCUAACCGGAAUUUGGUUGAAAAGAAUGUGGAGAACAGAUACAUGAUGAAAGACCAUGCGAGUGACUGGGCUCCGGCAAAUGACUCAUUUGGAAGGUUCGGCUCUCUAUUUAAUGUCAAAGGUUCUCGGCAGUCCUUCCAGCCCUCCCCUGUGCGCUCUCUAGCAGAUACUUCAGGCUUGAACAGCAUGUACGGAAACAAAGGAUCCUACAGGAUGUGGGACCAUUCUCCUAAUCAGACCAAUGAGGACACUUCCACCAUCUCAGCAUCGACCUUUAAUCAGAAAGCCACCAACCAAGGAGCUUCCUACCAGUUUUCAUCCAACAUGACAACCACAGAGACCAACGCUCAGCAAGACAACAACCUCUAUAACAUGAACGUUUAUCCAAUGAUGAAUAGACAUCAGCCAGCAAAAGCUCUGCCACAGACAUGGAAAUCAUCAAAGCAAAGUCUUCUGACCCAGCAACGCCCGUUCUAUGUGAAUAAAGGAAAUGCUUCAAACACUGAAUCCCCAUAAAUCCCCGAGACCAUGGAAGCCUAAGACGCCGUUCUUCAACUUACCAAAGCUAUUUGUUAGUAGGGAGAGGGUGGGGAGCUCUGCGUAAUUCUUCUUUCACUGCUGUUGCAGUGAAUGUGUUGUGACUAGAUUUGGCUGGGAGGGAACAAAAACAGGUUUUAUUCUUGCCAAGGGCAAUAAUCAUGAAUUGGAAUUCCUGGGUGGGUCAAGGCUUGGACGAAUCUGUAGCUCAGUAUCUCAACUUAACCCUUUAGCGCUGAUGUACAGUAGAAAGCAGGACAUCACAAGUUAAUGAUUAUAAUGGUGCCUGAACUCUAACAUUUACCAUUGUGAUCUUGUUUUUGAUACAUUUUUGUCGUUUUAACUACAUUCUUGUCUUUUUAUGCAUUUUACCAUUGCAGAGGUAUUUUUCUAAUAUGAUACUUAUUUCCUUGUUUGACCUCAACCAUCUAAAUGUAUGGAGGGAUUAUCCGACUUUUCCUAGCUCCUCUAUUCCACUUGUUUCCUCUCUAAAUAUACCUCUUACAUGCUGCACAGCACCCUCUCCAUUUAUCUGCUCUACCCAUUAAACAGCAAUGUAAACUCUGCAGGCAGCACAGGCACCAUUUUUCACAGUUUCCUUCUUGUGUAAUCUUCACAGCUACGAAGAUAUUCCCUUCUGCUUCUUCUCCUCCAGAUGCUUUGUGAAAUUCUAAAAAUCAAUUUUAGCUAAUGCAGGAUUUAUCUCGUGCAUCCUUGAAUGAAAUAAGCUUUGGUAUUUUGUCUCACUGCAUGCUCUCUGUUGCCUUUAGCUAUUAUACAGCAUGGAGUCAAUAGCAUUUUAUCCAGUCUGUUCUUGGAAUAUUUAAGACAAAUUAGAACUGGUCAGCAGAAAUGAUGAGAUUUUUUUUUUUUUUUUUGUAAUGUCACUUUGAAAAAUACCUGCAAACGGGCAACCUGUCUGUGCAGACAUUUACGCGAAAGGCUACAAUGUGCCCCAGGCCAUGCAAGAUGUUAUCAGAUAAAUGGCUAUUGUUUUUAAACCAUAUUAGCUCAUUAAAGCCUCCAUUCAUCAUCGUCCUUCAGGAAUAUCUUGGUAGACACCUGGAAAUGUUCACUUAAGGGUAGAUUAUCUAGAAUUUCACCUGAAACAGUAAGAAUAGGACUGAUAAAUUAGAUUCAUUCCUGCUCCCUGCUCCAACUUGCCUCCUGUCAAAGAAGUUAUCACUUGAUAUAUAGACAUGAACCAUCCUACUCAUAAAGGAAAAAAAUUGCCACCAGAGUAUGUAGACCUCCUCUCGAGUCACCGAAUUAUAUGUUACUUCAGUCCAACAUGUUUAGUGUUUGAUAACAGGUAAUGCCUACUCUAGGUUUUUCUAUUUCUAUGGAACUUUCCUUUCAGCUCAUCUGCUGAGCUUAACUCGUUAUACAUCCAUCAAAGCUAACAGAAAAAGUUGUAAAAUGGCUUCUGGACUUUCUUCUCUAGUACAAAACACCUGUAAGCGAGGCAAGGUACAAUAAUUCUUCCGGAAGGAACGCUAAACCUAGAAAUGAAUGCUAAAAGUAAACAAGAAAUCUAGUUAGCCUUACUAUUUCUCAGUCUGGAUCAUUUUUGAAGGACUCUGGGUCUUGUUGAAAAUCCUGUAGACUACGCAGGGGUUAAUCUCCUGAUGACCUGUUCCUUCCUUGGCUAGUGGACGGUUGAAGGGACGUGGCUUAAGAAAGACAGUGUGGCGUAAUGAUCUUUUUGUCCUAAUACAGACAAUGGGGAGGGGGAGGCUCCUGCUGCAGCCACUUGUCUUAUAACCAGACACCGGACAGUGAGGAGGAGCAAAGGGGACAUGACUGUACUUCUCGGACAGGGAAAAGUUUUUUAAAUCUUUCAAAUUUUUUAUUGAAAUAUGAGAAAAAAACAGGACAAAGGGAAGGAGUAGACAAAGUAAGAAGGUGCUGGGAUUUUUUUUUUUUUUUUGUGCAUUUUCUGUGUUUAGCGUUCCUUAACCACCUGUCUCUGGCAAAUAGUCAUAUAUUUUUCCUAUGAACAAUGAUAACAUGAGAAUGAAAGAAAUUGUAACAUUUUCAUGAUUUUUUUUUUCUAUUGUUUGAUGUAGUUUUAAAUUCUUAUCUGUUUAGUACUAGUUUUACUAACAAUGAAAUAUUAGAGAUUGAUAAGUCAUAUUCUAAUUAUGUUGGAACAUACUGUAAAUGCUGAUUUUCUCUCUAACAUUGCAUAACUACAUAGUAUGGUUGAAAAUAGACAUAUGUCCAUAAAAAUUAACCCAAGGAUUGGAGAGGUUUCUGUGCUAGAGGAUAUUGUUUUGUUGUCAUGUUUGACCUUAGGGUAACAUGAACAAUUUUUGGAUGGAAAGUGAAUUACGUUCUAAAGGGUGCUAAAAGUCAAAGAAAAGAAAGAACAUUGUAAUGUUGGACUUUAUUUCCAUUCUGUUCUAACGGCAAAGUAGAUUCUGAACUUGACUAUUUCUAAUAAUUACAUAAAAACACACACACACACAAUAAAAAAUGUUCAAGUGCAAGACAAUGUGUUCUGUCCUGCUCAAUCACGAUUCUCCUAACGGGGAUCUUAAGUUUAAACCACAUAGAAUUAAAAUAUAUGUAUAAGUACUUGUAGUAACCAGACUAGAACACGAUGAUAACUACAGUUUACAGCAAUAUAUAAACCUAAACACUAGUGAAAGGAAAUAACAAAACUAUGCAUCAUUUUGUAAUUGCAAAGUGAAAUAAUAUUUAAAGUCAAAACUCCAGGUUAAAAAAAAAAAUUUUUUUUUUUUAAAUGGACCUAUAUGUUACACAUAACAUACUUUUGCUCAUUAUUUGCCAGGUAGAUGUCAUGACCUCUCAGUGGAAACAACCUCUGCUGCACAGUUCUGAGGCAGCAUCAGAGGUUGUCCGAUCCCGACUGCUCUGCAACUGGUGGCUAUAGCUUAUGCUCCAGUCAGUGGUCUCCAGAUGCAGCCAAUAGCUACAGAGCAUUGACUGAAGGGGUCUGGAUCUGACAACCCCUGCUGCUGCCCCAUACCCAUAUAUUUAUAUCCACUCAUUUUAGUGGGAUGCUUGGCAUCUCUCUGGCAGAAGACAAGUAUUUGUUAUAUCCGUGGCUCCUUUUU
Bufo bufo (common toad) is the source of this 4896-nucleotide messenger RNA. RefSeq names its product tripartite motif containing 29 (gene TRIM29). The transcript is spliced from 10 exons. Bases 197 to 1792 code for a protein of 531 amino acids. Gene Ontology annotation, molecular function: zinc ion binding. The record is from RefSeq and is a predicted model, not a curated record. NCBI's taxonomy places the organism in Eukaryota, Metazoa, Chordata, Amphibia, Anura, Bufonidae.